Molecule: messenger RNA, 702 nt
Organism: Paramecium tetraurelia
Lineage: Eukaryota; Ciliophora; Oligohymenophorea; Peniculida; Parameciidae
Exons: 2
Source: RefSeq, a predicted model, not a curated record
AUGCAAGCGAUUCCUGGUGAUUUCGAUGCUUAAAUGAUUGCCAAUGAGCAGAUUGAAUAGCCGUUUAUGGAAUAGGAGACGGAGGAUAGAAAUAAGGAGUAGGAGGAGGAGUUGACUGAGGAGCAGAAGGAGAGAAGAAGAAAAAUAUUGGAAGUUCAAUUGGCCAAUAAAAGAUUAUUAUAUAGUAUUCAUAAUAAGGACAUGGAGAUUUUUAGAGUAAAGAAAGAAAUUGAGGAUCAAAAAUAGUUAUUGGUUGAGCUGUAAUAGCAGGAUUAGGAAGUUCUGAAUGAUUCUUAUCUAUCUCACAGAGCAUUGGUUUCAUAUGAUACUUAUUUGAGAGGGACACUCAGGGAAUAGGAUAGAAAAAUAUACGAGUUAGAAUUAAACAAUGCAGAUAUAAGUGAAAUUUCGGCCAGAAUUGAAAAGAUCAAUAAAGAAUAUGAGAGAAACAUUUAACCUCUUGUUGUUGGAGAUUUUAAGACUUAAAUAGAUGCAGAUAUUAAGAGUUCAAAAAAUUAAAUUGAUGCUCUGAGAAACCAAUUUAAGGAGAUUGUGGAUGACAUUGUGAAACUGCAUGAAAAACACCUUGAUAACAUAGACAUGUAUUCAACCUUACAGAGAUAAUUGCAAGAAUAAUUAUUAGCAAAUGAAUAAUUAGAUUAUGAAUUAAGCCAAUUAAAAAAGAGCAAAGAGUAAAGUUGA